Molecule: messenger RNA, 2565 nt
Organism: Rhododendron vialii
Lineage: Eukaryota; Viridiplantae; Streptophyta; Magnoliopsida; Ericales; Ericaceae
Product: serine/threonine-protein kinase GRIK2-like
Exons: 12
Coding region: 771-2012 (413 amino acids)
Biological process (GO): protein phosphorylation; intracellular signal transduction
Cellular component (GO): cytoplasm
Molecular function (GO): ATP binding; protein serine/threonine kinase activity
Source: RefSeq, a predicted model, not a curated record
CAAAAAGUUGGUCGGUCCAUAGUGCACAGAUGAAAGUCAGAGGAGCAUUGUCCCUUCUCAUCAGAAUCUAAGCUUGUACAACGUCGUUUUCCAUCAACGAACUGCAAGGUCAUUGCAGUGAUCUUUUUAUGUCCACCAUUUUGUACGAAUAAUUUCCAAAUCGAGACCCACCCUAAAACCCUCUCUCAAUCGCACCCGUCAAUCAAUUCCCACCGAAAUCCUUGCCUCUUUCACCUCCCAACCCUCCCCUCAGGAAUUCAAAAUCUAAGGUUUUUCUAUCUGCCCAAACUUCGCCCCCUGAUUACCCUGAGCCGAAUUCUUGAUUUCGCACCAAACCCCACUUUUGGUAAAGCUAGGGUUCUGCGAUCCCCAAUCCAUUACUGGUUUAUUUAUUUCAAAUCUGGGCUCCCCUCUAAUAAGGAAAAGUAUAGCUUUUCAUUUUUUUAUUUAUGUUUCUAUGAGCUGGAGCUAGGGUUUUCAAAUCUCUGUCGCCACUGGUGGUGGGUUUGGAGCAGUGAAGUGUGGGGUGCAAGAUUUGUUGUUGUUGUUGUCGUUGUUGUUGUUGUAAAUUAGGAGCUGGAGUUCCCUUGAUGUCGGCGUUGAACCGUAACGGCAUAUGUUUGAGCAACUGUUUCUUGCAUUUCUCUGAAUGGCAUCCCUUGGAAUAGCGAAGGGAGUUGGGGCUUGGAGCUACAAGCCUUCAUAAACCAGGUUUUGGGACAAGUAUUGUCACCUUUUGUUUUGGCUGUGAAUUUCAAUUGAAGCUUCUUAUGUUUGGUAAGAACUGUUUGUUUGCGAGAGUGAUCCAGAUGGGCUGUUGUGGUUGUUUUGGAUUUUCAUCCCCAAGGAAACCAAGGCGCGGUGCAGGCAUGGGCAACCACGCGUCGCAGGAGUUGUUGCUGGAUGAAGAACUAGAAGAUGUGGACGAUUGUUCGUAUAAUGGUGAUUUUACUGAAACUGGGCACGGAGAUGAUGGGGAGACAAAAAGUCCUACCAAACGUUCUGAAGAGAUUAUCUUGUAUAGAACACAACGUGGAUUGAUUUGUAGGCAAUUUCCUGUUAAGGAAACGCACCAACUUAUUCGCUCAGAGGAUGAACGUGGGAACAAGAUGGUAAAUGAGUAUGUUCGAGAAUGGAAGAUUGGUUCUGGUAGCUAUGGAAAAGUGGUUCUUUAUCGUAGCAGUGUCGAUGGGAAGCAUUAUGCAAUUAAGGCAUUUCACAAGUCUCAUUUGUUAAAAUUGCGAGUAGCACCUUGUGAAACUGCCAUGUCUGAUGUUCUACGGGAGGUCUUAAUCAUGAAAAUGUUGGAACAUCCGAAUAUAGUCAAUCUCAUUGAGGUGAUCGAUGAUCCUACCACAGAUCACUUCUACAUGGUUCUUGAAUAUGUGGAAGGCAAGUGGGUCUGCGACAGUGAGCUAGAAGAAAACAAAGCACGGAAGUACUUCCGGGACAUAGUUUCUGGGUUGAUGUAUCUCCAUGCUCAUAAUAUUGUCCACGGGGAUAUUAAACCUGAUAAUCUAUUGGUCACUGCUGCUGGCACAGUGAAGAUUGGCGAUUUCAGUGUCAGCCAAGUUUUUGAGGAUGAAAAUGAUGAGCUUCGUCGUUCUCCUGGAACUCCUGUUUUCACUGCACCAGAGUGCUGUUUAGGUCUAACAUACGGUGGCAAAGCUGCUGACACAUGGGCCGUGGGAGUUACUUUGUACUGUAUGGUAUUUGGUAAAUACCCAUUUCUAGGAGACACAUUGCAGGAUACAUACGAUAAGAUUGUUAAUGACUCUUUAGAUCUUCCUGAUCAAAUGAAUCCCAUGCUGAAGAACUUAAUAGAGGGGAUACUCUGCAAAGACCCAAGAGAGAGGAUGACAUUAGAGGCUGUUGCGGAGCAUCCCUGGUUCAUUGGAGAAGAAGGGCCUAUCCCUCAGUACUUGUGCUGGUGUAAGCGUAAGAAGUUGCAGUCAGAAGGAGCCAAUGGUGGCAUGAUUCAUCAUCAAGCUCAUACUGACGACACUGAUUAACUUUAUUAUGGAUUUGUUUUUCGUUUAGUUUUCUCGGAUUUGUUUUUUAUAUGGUCGCAAAGCUAGGGUUUUGUACCCCGGCCAAUGAAGUAAACAUGUGUAGAGCUAUGCAGAAGGGCAAUAUUUAAGUAUAGAUUUUCGAAAGUAAGGAAAAGUUAUUCAAUGCCCUUGGGCACCUCCACGUGGUGUCCUAAGGCCUCAUUUCACCACACAUUUUGGUGUCGGACCCAAAAUAAGUGUGUAGGCUUCAUUCAAUGUGUGGUUGAAAAGGGCCCGUGGCACCAUGUGAUGGAGCCCCAGGCAUUGAAUAAUCUCUUGAAAGUAAGAGAGGUUUGAGAGGUGGUUGACUAUCUGACAAACGCUGGUAGUUGUCUUUUUAUCUGACAUAUACGCUAGGGAAGAUUAUACAGGGCAUGCUUUCCCAAUUUCUUUUUAUCAGAUUUUUGAGGGGUUUUUUUUGUGUGUGUGUUCUAGCUUGUAAACAAACAGAAGAUCUGUUGGAGAAUUAAGUUUUCUGGCUUUUGGCCUUUUAUAUUUGACUGAAGAUUUUCUU